GGAGGUGGACUUAUCUGUAUCACAUGAACGGGAAGUGACAAUUUCAGCAGGAUCUAUUUUUGCAUGUUAAGUUUACUGAGAGUUAUUUUGUGUUCUUCAUCUGAAGCGCAGAUAUUUUGCGGGUGGUGUACAAAUUAAAGUAGUCAUCGAGGGCUUUUAUUACUUCGUUCAGUCUUGGAUCGCUGCCUGAUAAGGAUAUCUUCUGCUGACCACCAUUAAGUACAAUAUCAUACUGACCUGCUCUGUACUUGGUUUUGAAGCAAGGCUAGAUGCAAUAAUACCUUGAAAAUCUUCAGUAUCAAUUCACCCCGGGCAUCAGCUUGAUUGACACUUUCAACCUGCUAAGGAGAGCUUUCUAUAUUCAUUCAUCUACUGUCAUCAUAUAAUAACCUUGGUCUUAUUGUGCUACAAAAGAAUAUUUAGAUUCUGCUGAGAAUGAGCACUGGAUUUAGAAUUAUUUUUGAUCAAUAUAAGAAGCUCUAUGAAGAUGGUCCUUCAGGGCAAAAUAUAACCUGCCAGGAUGCAGAAUUAAAAGGAUUAGUCAAACAGAAGUUAAUAGAAAGGGCUGCGGAUUUAGCCCUCUUCCUACAGGAUGAUAUGGUUGAAAUUAUUUCCAAGUCUUUGCACAAGACAAUGAAUUACACAAGUACAUUAAAGUUGCUGAUUAGAGCUUUUGAAUUACUGGAGUUAGCUGCUGUCAACCUCUUCCUGUACCCAUGGAGAAAUGAGUUCAAAACAAUUAAGAUGUUUUCAGGAGCAUAUGUGCACUACCUAAAACCUGCAAUAUGUAAUGAAGACCUUAUAAGAUUCUUUAAGAAAAUGGGCUAUACAUUAAAGGAUAACCUCCAACUAGAAAUUAAAGACCUACCAUAUUCUUUGGAAUUGAUCAGGUUGGCCUUUGAAUUCUUUGUUAUGAGAAUUGAAUGUGAAAUCUUGUUGGAAAUAGUAAUCAAGUUGGACCACUACCAAGUUUCAGUUGAUGAAUUGCUUCAAGAAAGGAAAUUGAUGGAAAACAUUGAUAUUUGUGUGAGUAAACUGAAGCGCCUUCGUGCUACUGACAGAAACCUGAGAGAAAAUCUACUCAAAAAGACACCCUCCGCUGAAGAUAGUGUUGGCAAGGACUUAGGGAUUUCUAGUAUAAGAAAUCAAGCUGGUUCUCAUUCCCAGAGGGACUAUGAUGGAAAUGCAAUCCAUUCGCCAACAUGUAAAUCAGUGUGGCCUACUCCUGAAUGCCAAUGCAAGGAUGGUGAUGGUGAUUAUAACAAACACUUUACUGGGAUCCCUGAUACAAAUUGUGUUCCUUCAAUGAACCAACACCAAGCAAAAGAUAGAUAUCAGUUUAACUCCAUUAGUAACUUGCAGACAGUUAGAGAUAAAAAAAUGGUAUUGUUGGAAAACAUUGAUGCUAAAAACUAUAAACAGCACUGCUGCCUUAGUAAUGGUGAAUCUGUUCACUUCUGUUGUACAACAUGUCUUUCAUUGCACACCAUUAUGUGUGAAGCUGUUAAAAAGUGUACCAGUCAUGGUCAUUCCUUGACAUUUUUUGGUGCUCAGAGCUCAACAUGUUUGCCAGAAGCUGAAGCUUCUAAUAGCGAUUUAAAACAGCUAUCAUGUGCAGACAUGGCAAAAUCAGACACAAACUGUGGUAUUUGUAGUUGUGAAUCUGUAAGAUUUCUUUGUAAAUGUGGUAUGCGUGUAUGUUUUCACUGCGCUUAUAAAAAUAUUUUGAUCUGCGAGAUCUGUGGCAAUAGCAUUUCAAAUAGCAUUUCAUAAGCUUGAAUCCUACUUUUAAAAGCAAUCAAUUAUAGCUUGAUAUUCAAUAGCAUAAAUGAAUCUUCAUACAACUAAGUAAUUGUAUGUGAAGGGUUGAUAAAAUUGUGAUUUGCUUUGGAAAACAUAUAUUAAACACCAUUUUUUCCUCACCAUAUCAAUUUUUGCUUCAGAAAUAUUGGAAAAUAACCAAAGAAUUAUGCUGAUUGUAAAUUAAAUGCUGUUCUAAGUAUGCACAGUAUUAUCAUUUUAUUGCAAGCCAUUUUGCACAGUCAUUUCGAUGCAAGCUGAAUUAUUUUUGAUCGGUGUUGGAUUGGUUUUCAAAAUUGACACUUUUUUUUUCUCGUUUGCAAUUUGAAACAUGUAAUGUAUUACUUAGAAAAAUGUAUACUGACUUACAGCUGAUUUCUACUUUGAAAUCCUAAUUCCAAAUAUAUGUAUGAAUAGUGUUUACUGGAUGGAUACAAUUUUUUUGUUAUUUCACAUGAAAGAAAGCAAAAUAUAAGAACAUGGAAAAUUUUAUUUUGUGACUAGUAAAAGUUUCUGACUUCGGAGUUGCAAGAAUAUCAUUGCAGCCAUUGGACAAAAUCUUCAAUUCUAUCAGAAAUGCUUUCCAGAAAUUAAGGAUAAGACUCCAGAAUUUUUAUAAUGUAAGCAGUAUUGUUUCUGGCAGUACUUUUGUAAAUACAUAAAUGUCACGUGGAAUCUAAAUGAACAGUUCCACAUCUCCCAAUUCAACACUAAUUAGUCUUCUCCUGAUUUAUCGCAAUUUCAAAUUCCUUUAGCUUUUUAAUUGCUUCUCAACUGUGAGUUUCAUAUCGGGAAUAGACAUUUAUCUUAAAGUGGGCUUCACUUAGAAGAUAGGAAAUUGAAUGGGGGUGAGUGGGAAAAAGCCCCAGGACAUUCUGCAGGUAAAUCUGAUCAGAGUCCAAGUUAAGGAGAAUUUUAUUUUCAGACUCCUUUACGACUCUCCCUGUAGCCAUCACUUUUUUUUAAGCUUUACAUUCUUCCAAGAGCUCCCUGUUCGGUUUCUGGUUUUCUUGUGCAACCCAGAUUUCCUUCACUUCAGUAAUUGCAGUCAUGUUUUCAGCUGUCAAGGUCCGUUGAAUCUAAGAUCCUCUCCUUAAAUAUCUUAGCACUCCUUUUUGAACACUUUCUUUUUGGACAGUUUUUGAUCAUGUUGUCAUAGCUCAUGGUUUUGUGUCAAAUUCUAGGCUAAUCCUGCAGUUCUGUCUUCAGAUGUACUUACAAAGCAUAUUUUAAAUUUUUUUAGGAAAUAAUUUGCUUUACUACAUUGUCGCUGCUAUUACACAUGGUCAGAGAUUUUUAAAUGACUGGCACAUUACUACUGAGAAGGCUGCUUCUGUUCAUUUGAGCACAUAAUAAUACAACUUUUUACAUAGAGUAAAUUAGUGUUAAACAACAACCAACUUUUCAAUCAAAUGCUACACUACUCAAAUGAAAAUUCUCAUUUUUGUUUUAAUCCAUCCAAAAUUGUGGCAGUUUUGUAUCUUAAUCUCCCUUUUUCUUGACAAAUUUCCUAUUGCAUAUUAUUGAACCACACUCGUUACUCUUGGCUGUAUGCUGUCGAUGAAAGCAGUCACCAUCUUAAAUAUUUCUUCACAUUUUUCUUAUAACAAUUACAAUAAAAUUUUAUUGACUGCUGUACUCUGGGAACAGUUUAUGAUAAUUAACAUGGAAAUACUAGAGCAAGAUUUUUUUUAGAAAGUUAGCAAAGCAAUGGAACA
Messenger RNA from Chiloscyllium plagiosum (whitespotted bambooshark), 3518 nucleotides. RefSeq names its product spermatogenesis associated 2-like (gene spata2l). Gene Ontology annotation, cellular component: cytoplasm. NCBI's taxonomy places the organism in Eukaryota, Metazoa, Chordata, Chondrichthyes, Orectolobiformes, Hemiscylliidae. The record is from RefSeq and is a predicted model, not a curated record.